AGGUCUAGCCUCGCCCAAGCUGCUCCGAUCAGUGCUAUUUAGAAUCCUUGGGACGUCCCUACCAUUUUAAAUUUCUACUUCGAUGUGGUAAGGACGUCCCAGGGAUUCCAGAUAGCAACGACCAAGCUGCUCCCAAUCUCUACGCACGCAGUCGCGCUGAAAGGAAUCAACCCGCUGUCGCCGGCAUUAUUGAACUCGGAACUGGCUACCAGGAGAAGAAAAGAGUAGCAAACAUUGACGUCUGUAUUUAUAUGAGAAACAGUUUACGUUGAAUUAAUAUAUUAGCAACACCUAGAGUUCUGAAAGCCAUUCCAAAACAAGAAAAUGGCUGUGAACGUUUACUCAACCUCAGUGUGCAGUGACAAUUUGAGUCGUCAUGACAUGCUUGCAUGGAUUAAUGAAUCGUUACAGAUCAACCUUACCAAGAUAGAGCUGUUAUGUUCAGGUGCGGCCUACUGCCAGUUCAUGGACAUGCUUUUUCCCGGCUGUGUGCCUUUGAAGAAAGUCAAAUUUGCUGCAAAACUAGAGCACGAAUUCAUUCACAACUACAAGAUCUUGCAAGCUGGCUUCAAAAGAAUGGGUGUUGACAAAAUCAUCCCUGUUGACAAGUUGAUAAAAGGCAAGUUCCAGGACAACUUUGAGUAUGUGCAGUGGUUCAAGAAGUUCUUUGAUGCCAACUACGAUGGGAAGGAGUACGACCCUGUGGAGGCUCGCCAGGGCCAAGACACCAUGCCCAGCCCUGCCAUGUCUGCCCUCAACAAACCCAAGAAGAUCCUCAAUGCUGCACCCCAGCGGGCAGCAGUUGCCAAGGUAGCACCCAAAAUGGCGCCCAGCUCGGCACGAAGACCAGGGGCUGGCGGAGGUGACGAGGAGCGGGCCGAACUCAUCCAGGAAGUGAAUAUACUGAAGUCCACCAUCCAGGACAUGGAGAAGGAGCGGGACUUCUAUUUUGGCAAACUGAGGAACAUUGAGCUCAUCUGCCAAGAGAAGGAAGGCGAGGGCGACCCCACACUGCAGAGGAUUGUAGAUAUACUCUACGCCACAGAUGAGGGCUUCGUCAUACCGGACGCUGAGUCAGAGGACCACGAGGAGUUCUAAUGUUCAAGACUGGACGUGCAACUUUUAAUACUACCCCCCCCCCCCCCAGCCCCUUCAAUCAGCUACAACAGCUCCCAUCCUCACCCUGCGUAACACACCCUAAACAUCCAGAUCAUGUUAUUCAUUGCUUGGUCUCUGAAUAGACUAUAUCAACAACAACAAAAAUUGUCUCUCAGAUCAAGUUGAAAUAAGUAGUGUGAAGUACCUCUGAAGCCCCUUCUUCGGGUUAUCCUAUUGGCCUGUGCCAGGGUCGAUCUUGGCAUCAUGUUGGAAGAAGGCGACUAUUUUGGCUCUCUAUUUGGGUCCAGAAGAGUAAACUGUCAGUCUAAGAUCCUGCUUUUUUCUUGGUCUUUUCUCUAAUUUUCUGUCUCUUCCGGGAAUUGGAGUUUGAGUUAAAUUGGAGUUAAAAGUUUGUUGGCACCUGCACUCACUUUUGUACAUUGUAUUUUUCUUAGUUGACUUGUUUCCCAAAUUAUCACAGUCUUUCCCACAUGUAUAUUGUUUUAUGGGUCUGAGAAAAUGUAUUAAGUUCCUAAUCAUUUCAAUAGAGAAAGUGUUUUUUAGAUGGUUUCAAUGAAAGGUUAAUGUACUUAUUGUGGAAGAAUUGUUUUCUUCACUAACCACAACUCUCAUAUUUUCAAAAUUCUUUAAUUUGGUCUCAUCCAGUUUGGAGAUUAACCUGUUUUAAAUAGUACUAUUCUUUAUUCCAGGAAAGUGGAUAUUAUUAUUAUUAUUAUCAUUAUUUUUUCUCAAAGAUACAGGACAGCUCAUAACAUGACAAUAUUUAAUGCUGAAGAAACAUGUUAGAACUACAAGUUUACGGUGGAAUACUUUGCGUGAUUUAUCUGUUUUGUUUGUCUCUUGGCUGUUGGAAGGCAUGUGCACUGUGGAUGCCAGAAACUCCCCUAGUCCCAAGCCCAUCCCAAACUACCUGCUUUGGGUUUUUUGUCUUUUUUUCUCCCGAUAUAUAAUUUGUCAGUUGGCAGGGGAUGGAAGUUUUAACUUGAUUUAGCCUCUCGUGUCUAAUUCAUCCUCUUAGGGAAUGUGAAAGGUGAGUGACUUUGCUGGGGUUUUUUCUUCUCAUUUCUACAUACUCAACAAACAGAAUACUCCUGGUUCUGUAGCAUGUUUUAACACUCCAGUUGUAAGUUUGUUUUGAUCAUGUAGCAACUGCACCAGUGACAGGUUCUGAGGCCCAAAAUGCUGAUAUGCAAAUAGAACUGCCAGUCUGCGCUAGAAGAUCAGAUUAUUUUUUUGAAUUGCUUUAUUCUUAAUGAGUAAAAAAAAAAACUUUUAAUAACCUACAUAGAUGUGACUUUGAUGUACUCUUUUUUUUUUGGGGCAGAUGUUUGUAAUACGAUUUAAAGUAUUGUAAUUUAAGCUCUUAUCAAUUGUUUUUCUCUCUCUGCUGCUCUGAAAUAAAGAUGUGUAGAGAAUCUGGCAGAAACUUGGGUAUUUUAAGCUAUUAUAUAGACUUUCAGUCUUCCGGUUAUACGAAAGCCAAUGACAUUUUUAUACCGUUGAUGGUUCAUUAAUGUGUUAUGAACCUAUUGGUGUACUUACUGGUGCCGCCCAACGUUUGAAUGAAAUACCUUCAUAGAAAUAACCUCUCCAAUGAUUAGCAAUACAUAACUGUUUAGUCCAAUGUUUAGUCCAAUGUAUUGUCUCCUAGCAGGGCUCGUUAAAUAAUGUUUUAAAUUGUCGCAUUAUUGUACAAUGGGAACAGCAAUAGGAUCAAUCGGUUGCGUUUAGCGAGGCAUCAUUCGCUUUUCAUGAUGGGGAUUUUCUGAUGCUGAUUAGGUAAUUGCCCAUUUGGUUUGGAGUCCACAUUGGAGUAGCACACAUUUUAACAUUGCAGGGUACUUCAGUUAUCUGGCACUAAAACAGGCCCUUUGAAUAAUACACAGAGAUACUAAUUGUGACGAUCAUCCUUUUCAGCAGAUUCCAUAGCGCUUUUCGAGGGUCGGUUCGAUGAAUAGAAAACAAUCACGGAUUUCGGUUUUGAUUAUUUGGGUUGAAUGCUGUAACACAGAAUAAAACAAUUAAGUCCCAUGA
Oncorhynchus masou masou (cherry salmon) is the source of this 3153-nucleotide messenger RNA. Its product is annotated as microtubule-associated protein RP/EB family member 1-like. Gene Ontology annotation, biological process: spindle assembly; protein localization to microtubule; regulation of microtubule polymerization or depolymerization. The transcript is spliced from 7 exons. Gene Ontology annotation, cellular component: cytoplasmic microtubule; microtubule plus-end; microtubule organizing center. Lineage: Eukaryota; Metazoa; Chordata; Actinopteri; Salmoniformes; Salmonidae. The record is from RefSeq and is a predicted model, not a curated record. Bases 325 to 1098 code for a protein of 257 amino acids. Gene Ontology annotation, molecular function: microtubule plus-end binding.